ACUCAUUUUUCUCUUUUUAAACCCCUCUGUCACAGAGAUGAGAAUGACAUGUAAAACAAGUGGAUGGAGGCUCUUCUGUGAGAAAUCCAUUUCAGUCCUCUCCUCAGAAUCAAAGAUGAAUGCCAUGGCUUCAGAAUGCAGCAGCGGCUGUGAGUCUGGCUGGACUCUAUACCUCGAACAUUCUUUCCUCAGCAAAAAUGUUUCACAUAUGGAUACCCCAUUUACUGGUGGAAAUGAUGGAUUUUAUGAAGACAAGGACAAAAGAGCGAGGGAAGAGGAGGAUGUCACAGAAGAGGAGGACUUGUCUAUGGUUUCCGAUGCUUCCUCUGGGCCUCCACAUUUCCAAGAUGAUGAGGCUUACUUAAAUGAAGAUAAUGGGUGCUUCCAUUCUGAAUCUCAGGCAGCGAAAAUUGCCAAGACUGCUAAAAAGAAGCAGAAAGUUAAAGAAAAUGAACCCUGUGGAGAUCAGCACCUUCCAUCUUUCCUUGAUGAUACUGCCAGCUCUCCUGUUUUUGACUUCGCCGUGAACAAUGGCACCCAAACUUCAACAGAGAGCGUGCUAGAUCAUUCACAGGGUUUCUCUGCAACUUAUUUUGAGGAGAGAUCCUCAAUCCAAGAUCACUAUGCUUCUGACAACCAUCUCUAUCAGAAAAUGAACUUCAGAACAACCAGUAAAUAAUCGUUUCUUACUCUGUUCUGCCUCUGCUAUAUCUGAUUUUCUGUGCCAUUGUUCAAUUAUCCGCUUAGCUGCUGCUUUGGAGGAAGAUGGAGGGGAAAGUGAUAAAGAUCAGAAUUGAAAUCAGUUAUUUACCUUCAGUCAUUGAAGUUGAUGCAGUGGAAAAAGUUAAUGAACAUCUUUGAAAAAGGAGGAUCAGAGUGUUAAGCGUAGAAGGAAUUUGGUCUCAAAGUGGGUUCUGUUCAUUCCUUUCCUUUUCUCUUUUAGCUGUCAAUACAGUUGGAAACAACUGAAAGGGGUAAAAAUGAAGAAAUAAAUAGUUUUUUUCUUGCGAGUUAGGCAGGUUCUGUAUGAGCAUAUGACAGUUUCAUAUCAGCAUUUCAUCACUUGCAAUUCUUGCUGAGGUAUUAUCAAAAAUUCAAUCGUUUCAUGA
This is a messenger RNA of Prosopis cineraria, 1109 nucleotides long. Its product is annotated as protein SOB FIVE-LIKE 5-like. Gene Ontology annotation, biological process: cytokinin biosynthetic process. NCBI's taxonomy places the organism in Eukaryota, Viridiplantae, Streptophyta, Magnoliopsida, Fabales, Fabaceae. The transcript is spliced from 5 exons. The coding region runs from base 38 to 679 and encodes 213 amino acids. The record is from RefSeq and is a predicted model, not a curated record.